This is a messenger RNA of Cuscuta campestris, 1036 nucleotides long. The record is from the annotation of a GenBank genome assembly. Lineage: Eukaryota; Viridiplantae; Streptophyta; Magnoliopsida; Solanales; Convolvulaceae.
UUAUAUAUAUAUAUAUAUAUAUAUAUAUAUAUNGUGGAGGAGCAGAUCGGACGGCGACGGGAUAUCGAUAUUCGGGUCGAGGAACAUCUGGAUCGACCACUGCGCGCUGUCGCACUGUACAGACGGGCUGGUGGACGCCAUCAUGGGGUCCACCGCCAUCACCAUCUCCAACAACUACUUCUCCCACCACGAUGAGGUCAUGCUCUUGGGCCACGACGACCGCUACUCCCCCGACUCCGGUAUGCAGGUGACGAUUGCGUUCAAUUACUUCGGGGAAGGGCUCGUGCAAAGGAUGCCGAGGUGCAGGAGAGGGUACAUCCACGUGGUCAACAACGACUUCACGGAAUGGCAGAUGUACGCCAUCGGCGGCAGCGGCGGCCCCACCAUCAACAGCCAGGCCAACCGUUACACCGCCCCCGCCGACCCCAGCGCCAAGGAGGUUACGAAGCGCGUGGACACGGACGAGGGGGACUGGACCGACUGGAACUGGCGGACCGACGGGGACGUGCUCGUCAACGGAGCCUUCUUCGUCCCCUCCGGCGACGGCCAGCGCCUCCCCGCCCAAUACGAUAAGGCGUCCAGCUUGGAGCCUAAAUCCGCCGAGCUCAUUGGCCGCCUCACCAUGAACGCCGGUUGCUUCGGAGGAUCCAGGGACAACAACAAGAUCUCCGGCGGAGGGACGGCCAAUAGAGGCGGUAGCGGUGGCGGCAGAAGCCAGUCCGGCGACAGCGGCAACUUCUUUGGAAUGAUAUUCGGUAGCGGCGCUCGAACCCCAUCAUCACCCCCUACCCCCACCAUCUUUCCCUCAUUCUUCUUUGUUUUAAGUUUGUUCCUUGCCUUAAACAAUGGUGGUUUUGUAGCCCAAUUGUGAUAAAUACUACUCCAUUGUUGGUGCACAAAGAAAUCAAGGGAAAACCAAGUAUUACCCCCCAUUUCAAAGAAAAUAUUGGAAGAAGAAAUGGUGGCAUUUUUACUAGGAUCCGCACCUUCUUUUUUUGGAUGAUAAUUAUGAUGGCAGUAAAUAUUUUGUCAACUU